Molecule: messenger RNA, 1826 nt
Organism: Bufo bufo (common toad)
Lineage: Eukaryota; Metazoa; Chordata; Amphibia; Anura; Bufonidae
Product: bone morphogenetic protein 8A-like
Exons: 8
Coding region: 537-1799 (420 amino acids)
Biological process (GO): SMAD protein signal transduction
Cellular component (GO): extracellular region
Molecular function (GO): cytokine activity; growth factor activity
Source: RefSeq, a predicted model, not a curated record
UUGUUCCAGGCUGGAGGCCUAAACUUCUUACUGGGAUGACAGCCUUCUUCUGCAUCCGACCCCCAGACUCUGACCUUAGCUCCUUGACUGCAGGGGGCUCUCAGGACCCUUUUAUCAAAGCACCUGUUACAGAGCAAGGAGAGAGAGAGAGCUGGAGACCUCUAGAGCCCAUUGCAGGAGGAAGGUUUCUGCUAGUCUGCUUGGAACAGGCUUAAGAACUGGUAAUCACUCAAGGAAAUUGAAGCAGCUCUGCCAGGAAUUCCCUCUCUCCUUAAGCAUACACUCUCUUUUUUUUGGGGGAAGCAAAAUUUACCUGUUAUUGGAGGAAAGUUCAGAUCCAGCACUUGUGGAUUUCCUGCACCUAAAAGUAUAGUGGGAAUAAUUUCUGAGACGUAUUCAAACAGCGAAACCGAAGAGAAGACUUUCAAGCGUAGACUGAGCUGUUCCCUCUCCCCCCAUCCCCCCCCCGUCCUGGAUUCAGGGAUGGUAAUAUAUGGUAAUAUUUGAUAUCACUGACAGUUCUUUUAUCUACUAAGAUGCCCGGUGUUCUGCGCUAUAUUUGGACCAUACUUUGUAUUGCCGGAUUUUUGUGCCAUUUUGCUAAUGGAAGUUUUGUGAAAAAUCAUCUGAGAUCAAGUUUUAUCCAGAGGAAAUUAAGUGGUAGAGAGAAGCGUGAAAUGCAGAGAGAGAUACUGUCCAUCUUGGGGUUGCCUGGGAGACCCAGACCCGCAAACGGUGGCCAGUUUCCAUCAUCAGCACCCUUGUUCAUGUUGGAUCUUUAUCAUGCGAUGUGCAGUGAGGAAGAGGAUGAUGGAGGGCAAGGGGUAUCCAGGCCACUGUUCACCACUCUGAGCACACAGAGCCCUCCACUGGGAGCAGUUAUAAGUGAGGCUGAUACCGUCAUGAGUUUUGUCAAUAUGGUGGAAAAUGACAGAGAUAUCUUCCAUCAGAAGCCAUACUGGAAAGAGUUUAAAUUUGACAUGACUCAGAUUCCGACUGGAGAAUCUGUAACAGUAGCUGAGUUUCGACUUUUUAAAACUCGCAGUUUUUCACGGCAGUUUAACAGGACCCUUCACAUCAGCAUUUACGAGAUCCUACGGGAACAUGCAAACCGACAACCUGAGUUAACUUUGCUGGACCACGAGAGCAUACAGGCUGGGGAUGAAGGGUGGUUGGUGUUUGACGUCACAGCAGCUAGUAACCACUGGUUGCUUAACUCAAAAUAUAAUUCAGGGCUGCGCCUCUAUGUGGAGAAUGAUGACGGACAGAGCAUUGAUCCAAGCUUGGCAGGCAUCUUAGGAAGACGAGCACCUCGUUCCAAACAGCCAUUCAUGGUUACAUUUUUUAGAGCAAGUAAAAAUCAAAUCCGAUCUACAAGGGCAAUUAAACAACUAAAAAAAAGGCAACAGAAGAAACACAGUGAUCUUCCACAUCCCAACAAAUUACCCAGCGUAUUUGAUCAUAUACAUGUUCCUGAUGGCAGACAAGUGUGCAAAAGGCAUGAGUUGUAUGUCAGCUUUCGAGAUUUAGGUUGGCUGGACUGGGUAAUAGCUCCACAGGGGUACUCAGCAUUUUACUGUGAGGGAGAAUGUUCAUUUCCACUUGAUUCCUGUAUGAAUGCCACCAACCAUGCCAUCUUACAAUCACUAGUUCACCUUAUGAAGCCAGAAAGUGUUCCCAAAGCAUGCUGCGCUCCCACUAAACUCUCAGCAACAUCAGUACUUUACUAUGACAACAAUAACAAUGUAAUACUAAAGAAGCACAGGAACAUGGUGGUCAAGUCUUGUGGAUGCCACUGAACAAGAUGAAGGAUAUGUGGAGUUGCA